AUGACAUUAUUGGGUAGUGUUGGAGAAUCAUACGAAGAACUUGCUCAAGCACUUCAAUUUUCUAAAGACAUAAAACUGAACCGCAAUACUCACGAGCAAUUCGGUGAAUUAUUACGAGCGUUAAACUCAGACAAUGUCUCUAGUAAAACUUUAUACGCAGAUGUUAUUUUUGCUGACAAGAGUUCUAAAUUGCGGCUCGAGUACAGAGAUUACUUAAAGAGGGUGUACGACGGUGACGCAUUGGGACUCGAUUUUAAGGAUCAACUAACAGCAAAAGAUGCCAUUAAUGAGUGGGUGAAAGACAACACACAGGGGAAAAUAUCGGAUUUUCUAAAAGAUAGCCUACCGGCUGCUACCAAAGUAGUCUUAUUAAGUGCAUUAUACUUCAGCGGCCAAUGGAAACAUCCAUUUUUAGUAGAAUAUACGCAGAAGUUACCAUUUAAUGCUCCAGUAGAAAAUACUGUCAUGGUAGAUCAAAUGCUGAAUAUAGGCAGUUUUCCAUACUUGUCUUCAUACUCUGAUGAUCUUCAUAUGAUUGCUCUACCAUAUAAUGAUAGUAUGACUACCAUGUAUGCGAUAAAACCUCGCCGUCCACGAAAACUGACUUUACCAGAUCUUUUGGAUAAAUUAGAUUAUUAUAAAAUCGAUGACUUAAUUAACAGAUUAUCAGAAAGAAAAUGUGUGAUUAGGUUUCCUAAAAUGGACCUUCAAAAGACUGAAAAAUUGGAAAGCUCUCUAAAAGCUCUUGGGAUUAAAUCUAUAUUCACACCAGGGCUUGCGAAUUUUGCCUUGAUGAUAGAUACGAAUAAAGUUGAAAAUAAAACCGAAGCAGAAUUAUUGAGCAGAAUAAAUACUGAUGAUGAAGAAACAUCCAGGUCUUUUAAAGAGAUAGUGAAUAGUCUCCCUAAUCCAGGAGUAUAUAUUAAUACAAUACUGCAUGAUGUAAAAAUAAAAAUUGAUGAAUAUGGCACUGAAGCAGUCGCCGCGUCAGGUGGUAUUUUAGCCCGCACUGCCGAACAAUUUUAUGCAGAUUCACCAUUUUUCAUAUUUAUACGAAAUGAAAGAACAAAAUUAGUGACUUUUAGUGCUGUUAUUUUUGAUCCAACAACAUGA
Zerene cesonia (dogface butterfly) is the source of this 1113-nucleotide messenger RNA. RefSeq names its product serine protease inhibitor 28Dc-like. The transcript is spliced from 6 exons. The record is from RefSeq and is a predicted model, not a curated record. NCBI's taxonomy places the organism in Eukaryota, Metazoa, Arthropoda, Insecta, Lepidoptera, Pieridae. The coding region runs from base 1 to 1113 and encodes 370 amino acids. Gene Ontology annotation, molecular function: serine-type endopeptidase inhibitor activity.